UUAGGUAGUAUCCUUCCAGAGUGGGACGGGCUACGUAGGUCAGGUGAUCUUUUCCCCCGCCUUCCAGUGGCCUGGAGCGCGGGUCUGGGAAGGAGUCGGGGGUGCUCGGUGUUCUGCGCACGCGCGAAGACAACUUCUGCCUUAGCUUCCAUGAGUUGUGCGGACAGCCGGGGCUGCGAGAUGGGGCUGAACCGGGUGAGGGCAGUGUUCCUGGACCUGGACAACACGCUGAUAGAUACGGCAGAGGCGAGUAGGAGAGCCAUGUUGGAGGUAAUACAACUAUUAAAGUCAAAAUACCAAUACAAAGAAGGAGAAGCUGAUAUCAUCUCUGAAAAAGUCCAAGUUAAAAUCAGCCGAGAGUGCUACAGACAGUCCAAAAUGAACAUUACUGAUCUAAGGAUUUCACAUUGGGAAGAAGCUAUUCAAGAAAUAAAAGGUGAAACAGCCAAUAGGGAAUUAGCUAAGGAGUGUUAUUUCCUGUGGAAAUCUACACGUCUACAGCACAUAACUUUAUCAGAAGAUGUAAAAAAUAUGUUGACUGAACUUCGAAAAGAGGUCCUCCUCCUCCUUUUGACUAAUGGUGAUACACAGACACAGAGGGAGAAAAUUGAGGCCUGUGCCUGUCAGCCAUAUUUUGAUGCAAUUGUUGUAGGUGGAGAGCAAAAGGAGGAAAAACCAGCACCAUCUAUAUUUUAUUACUGCUGUGAUCUCCUUGGGGUGCAGCCAGGAGACUGUGUGAUGGUUGGGGAUACUCUAGAAACAGAUAUCCAAGGAGGUCUUAAUGCUGGCUUGAAAGCAACAAUCUGGAUAAAUAAAAAUGGAAUUGUGCCCCAGAAACAGUCCCCAGUACCUCACUAUGUCAUUUCUUCUGUGCUAGAGUUACGUGCUAUCUUACAGAACAUAGAUUAUAUACCCAGUGUGUCACCUUAACAAGUACCAAAAGAGACAUUAAGAAUUUCUGGAUCAGAUCUUAAGUUUCUGCUGGAAAUGAAUUAAAGGUAUAUAAUUUCUUUUAGUCUUCUAGAUUCCAAAUCAAGGACAUUUAUAAUUCUAGUAAUUUAUUAAAAGUCACAUAUACCUUAAUUUAGACCAAAAAACUUGAAACUUCUUACAGGUUUGAGGAAAAUUUUGGUGGAUAUAUGAUUUGAAAUAUUUCUUUACUCAAUAUCAAGAGAAUCACUGGGGGAGUUUUCCCUAAAAAUUUUGCAUCAUGAACUCUUUCUGUGAAUUAAAAAUAAGUAUUGAUUCUGAAAUUUAGAUUUGUAGAAAAUAUUUGUCAGGAAAUACUGAUCUGAAUAGUAAGUGUAAGCUAACACUCUUCAAGGCGAUAUUUUAGUUAAGAUUAUAUUAGCAUUUUGCCUUACAUAAAUCAAAACAUUUAACUGAUAAUAAUACGUUUAUAUGAUUUGCUUGAGAAUGUUUUUUUAAGCACUAUGGUUUUUCCCUCAUUAAAAAUAUAAUCUCUGAUAUGAAUAUUUUAAAA
This is a messenger RNA of Antechinus flavipes (yellow-footed antechinus), 1483 nucleotides long. It is a transcript of the gene NANP, whose product is annotated as N-acetylneuraminic acid phosphatase. The record is from RefSeq and is a predicted model, not a curated record. Gene Ontology annotation, molecular function: hydrolase activity. NCBI's taxonomy places the organism in Eukaryota, Metazoa, Chordata, Mammalia, Dasyuromorphia, Dasyuridae. Bases 151 to 930 code for a protein of 259 amino acids. The transcript is spliced from 2 exons.